Molecule: messenger RNA, 1059 nt
Organism: Penicillium atrosanguineum
Lineage: Eukaryota; Fungi; Ascomycota; Eurotiomycetes; Eurotiales; Aspergillaceae
Product: SMP-30/gluconolactonase/LRE family protein
Exons: 4
Coding region: 1-1059 (352 amino acids)
Biological process (GO): L-ascorbic acid biosynthetic process
Molecular function (GO): calcium ion binding; gluconolactonase activity
Source: RefSeq, a predicted model, not a curated record
AUGGCCGCUAUAACUAUGGCCGCCCCCACAUUUGAGGGGAAACGCUCCGCCACCCCCGUUUCAUAUCAUCUGCCGGAAGCGCAUAUUGGAAUGGGUACGUCCAUGGAGUACACAACCGGUCCGCCCAUCUACCGGGUCCCCAAAGGCCGCAUGGUUCUUGGAGAAGGCCCAAUCUACCGAGCGAGUGAUUCCACUCUGCACUGGUUUGAUCCGCUCGAUUCUCCAAGUGAGCUAUACAUUCUGCCUGUGGACCCGGAUUCUGGCUCCCCUAAAGGCGAAGCGAAAGUAUUCACCCUUGAGGAUAGCAUCACGGUCGCUGCAUUCCGCAAGAACAAGCCUGGCAGCUAUAUUGCAGCAUACUACCAGGGUGUCUGCUUUCUGGAUGAAGCAACCGGCAAAGUCGAGGUUUUGCGCGAGAUCAUUCCGACCUCUGAGCGUGAUCAGCUCAGAUUUAAUGACGGUGGCGUCGAUGCUGCUGGGCGUUUCUGGUUAGCGGAGAUUGAUAUCACGGCCACCAAGUUCCCACUCGGUCAAAUCCCCAAGGAGUAUGAGCCGCGGGGUAGACUUUGGAGAUAUGACCCGGAUGGUAGCUUGCACCUCAUGCUCCGUGGAGGACUUGUCUGCGGAAAUGGGGUGAAAUGGAGCCAUGACAACAAAACCAUGUACAUGAACGACUCUGUCGGACAAAAGAUCACUGCUUUGGAUUUUGAUCUUAAAACUGGUGCUUUGUCAAACCAGCGCAUUCUGGUCGAUUUCAAGGGAACUACCUCGGAGCCGGACGGAAUGGUGGUUGAUAACGACGGCAACCUAUGGGUCGCUGUAUAUGGAUCCAAUUAUCUCAUGCAUUUCAGUCCCGAGGGCAAGCCCUUGAAGCAAGUCAAGUUGCCAGCCAAGUGCCUCACCUGUCCGACAUGGGGUGGAAAGGACUUCGACAUCCUCUAUCUCACAACUGCACGAGAUCGCUCUGAAAACCCGGACCCUAUUGAUGAUGGCGGCCAUAUUUACAAGUUCCUUCCAGACGGUGCCAAGGGGCAGCCAAAGAAUGAGUUUGCUGGAUGA